AGUGUGGUGAGCGAGCCGAAGCGCGGGAAGCAGCUCUUGUGGAUCCUCAGUGGCGGAGGCUCGGUCACCCGGAUAGGUAAAGGAAAACAUGCCUGCCACACGGAAGCCAAUGAGAUAUGGGCAUACAGAGGGACACACGGAGGUCUGUUUUGAUGAUUCUGGGAGUUUUAUUGUGACUUGUGGAAGUGAUGGUGAUGUGAGGAUUUGGGAAGACUUGGAUGAUGAUGAUCCUAAGUUCAUUAAUGUUGGAGAAAAGGCAUAUUCAUGUGCUUUGAAGAGUGGAAAACUGGUCACUGCAGUUUCUAAUAAUACUAUUCAAGUCCACACAUUUCCUGAAGGAGUUCCAGAUGGUAUAUUGACUCGCUUCACUACAAAUGCAAACCAUGUGGUCUUUAAUGGGGAUGGUACUAAAAUUGCUGCUGGAUCUAGUGAUUUUCUAGUCAAAAUUGUGGAUGUGAUGGAUAGCAGCCAACAGAAAACAUUUCGAGGACAUGAUGCCCCUGUUUUAAGUCUUUCCUUUGAUCCUAAGGACAUCUUUCUGGCAUCAGCUAGUUGUGAUGGAUCUGUCAGAGUGUGGCAAAUUUCAGAUCAGACAUGUGCUAUUAGUUGGCCACUGCUACAAAAAUGCAACGAUGUGAUAAAUGCAAAAUCAAUCUGCAGACUUGCUUGGCAGCCAAAAAGUGGGAAGUUACUGGCAAUUCCUGUGGAAAAAUCUGUUAAGCUAUAUAGAAGAGAAUCUUGGAGUCAUCAAUUUGAUCUUUCAGAUAAUUUCAUCUCUCAGACCCUCAAUAUAGUAACCUGGUCUCCCUGUGGGCAAUAUUUAGCUGCAGGUAGUAUUAAUGGUCUAAUCAUAGUUUGGAAUGUGGAAACCAAAGACUGCAUGGAAAGGGUGAAACAUGAGAAAGGUUAUGCAAUUUGUGGUCUGGCAUGGCAUCCUACUUGUGGUCGAAUAUCGUAUACUGAUGCGGAAGGAAAUCUAGGGCUUCUAGAGAAUGUUUGUGACCCCAGUGGAAAGACAUCAAGCAGUAAGGUAUCUAGCAGAGUGGAAAAGGAUUAUAAUGAUCUUUUUGAUGGAGAUGAUAUGAGUAAUGCUGGUGAUUUUCUAAAUGACAAUGCAGUUGAGAUCCCUUCUUUUUCAAAAGGGAUUAUAAAUGAUGAUGAGGAUGAUGAAGACCUCAUGAUGGCUUCAGGUCGUCCUAGACAGCGAAGUCACAUCCUAGAAGAUGAUGAAAACUCAGUUGAUAUUUCAAUGCUAAAAACUGGUUCUAGUCUUCUCAAAGAGGAGGAGGAAGAUGGUCAAGAAGGCAGCAUUCACAAUCUACCACUUGUAACAUCCCAAAGGCCAUUUUAUGAUGGACCCAUGCCAACUCCCCGGCAAAAGCCAUUUCAGUCAGGUUCUACACCGUUGCAUCUCACUCACAGAUUCAUGGUGUGGAACUCUAUUGGAAUUAUUCGCUGCUAUAAUGAUGAGCAAGACAAUGCCAUAGAUGUGGAGUUCCAUGAUACCUCCAUACACCAUGCAACACACUUAUCAAACACUUUGAAUUAUACAAUAGCAGAUCUUUCCCACGAAGCUAUUUUGUUGGCAUGUGAAAGCACUGAUGAACUAGCAAGCAAGCUUCACUGCCUGCACUUUAGUUCUUGGGAUUCAAGCAAAGAGUGGAUAAUAGACUUGCCUCAGAAUGAGGAUAUUGAAGCCAUAUGUCUCGGUCAAGGAUGGGCUGCUGCCGCUACUAGUGCCCUGCUUCUUCGAUUGUUUACUAUUGGAGGGGUUCAAAAAGAGGUAUUCAGCCUUGCUGGACCUGUGGUGUCAAUGGCAGGACAUGGAGAACAGCUUUUCAUUGUUUAUCACAGAGGUACAGGAUUUGAUGGGGAUCAGUGCCUUGGAGUUCAACUGCUAGAGCUGGGGAAAAAGAAAAAACAAAUUUUGCAUGGUGACCCUCUUCCUCUUACAAGGAAAUCCUACCUUGCAUGGAUUGGGUUUUCAGCUGAAGGUACCCCUUGUUACGUGGAUUCAGAAGGAAUUGUUCGAAUGCUUAACAGAGGACUUGGUAAUACGUGGACUCCUAUAUGUAAUACAAGAGAGCACUGCAAAGGAAAAUCUGAUCACUACUGGGUGGUUGGUAUCCAUGAAAAUCCCCAGCAACUAAGGUGCAUUCCUUGUAAAGGUUCUCGGUUUCCCCCAACCCUUCCACGCCCUGCUGUUGCUAUAUUAUCCUUUAAGCUUCCUUACUGUCAGAUUGCAACAGAGAAAGGACAAAUGGAGGAGCAAUUUUGGCGUUCAGUUAUAUUUCACAACCACCUUGAUUAUUUAGCUAAAAAUGGUUAUGAAUAUGAAGAGAGCACUAAAAAUCAAGCAACAAAAGAGCAACAGGAACUUUUAAUGAAAAUGCUUGCGCUUUCUUGUAAACUGGAGCGAGAAUUCCGUUGUGUGGAACUUGCUGAUCUAAUGACUCAAAAUGCUGUGAAUUUAGCCAUUAAAUAUGCUUCUCGCUCUCGGAAAUUAAUACUGGCUCAAAAACUAAGUGAACUGGCUGUAGAGAAGGCAGCCGAAUUGACAGCAACCCAGGUGGAAGAGGAAGAAGAAGAAGAAGAUUUCAGAAAAAAGCUGAAUGCUGGUUACAGCAAUACUGCUACAGAGUGGAGCCAACCAAGGUUCAGAAAUCAAGUUGAAGAAGAUGCUGAGGACAGUGGAGAAGCUGAUGAUGAAGAAAAACCAGAAAUACAUAAGCCUGGACAGAACUCGUUUUCCAAAAGUACAAAUUCCUCUGAUGUUUCAGCUAAGUCAGGUGCAGUUACCUUUAGCAGCCAAGGACGAGUAAAUCCCUUUAAGGUAUCAGCCAGUUCCAAAGAACCAGCCAUGUCAAUGAAUUCAGCACGUUCAACUAAUAUUUUAGACAAUAUGGGCAAAUCAUCCAAGAAAUCCACUGCACUUAGUCGAACUACAAAUAAUGAAAAGUCUCCCAUUAUAAAGCCUCUGAUUCCAAAGCCGAAGCCUAAGCAGGCAUCUGCAGCAUCCUAUUUCCAGAAAAGAAAUUCUCAAACUAAUAAAACUGAGGAAGUGAAAGAAGAAAAUCUUAAAAAUGUAUUAUCUGAAACCCCAGCUAUAUGUCCUCCUCAAAACACUGAAAACCAAAGGCCAAAGACCGGGUUCCAGAUGUGGUUAGAAGAAAAUAGAAGUAAUAUUUUGUCUGACAAUCCUGACUUUUCAGAUGAAGCAGACAUAAUAAAAGAAGGAAUGAUUCGAUUUAGAGUAUUGUCAACUGAAGAAAGAAAGGUGUGGGCUAACAAAGCCAAAGGAGAAACGGCAAGUGAAGGAACUGAAGCAAAGAAGCGAAAACGUGUGGUUGAUGAAAGUGAUGAAACAGAAAACCAGGAAGAAAAAGCAAAAGAGAACCUGAAUUUGUCUAAAAAGCAGAAACCUUUAGAUUUUUCUACAAAUCAGAAACUAUCAGCUUUUGCAUUUAAGCAGGAGUAAAGGAAGAAAGUGACCCUAGGGAAGUAAUGGAUUUUUUUUUACUCAUCUUUGAAUAUAGACUCGAGUCUUUGGGAAACUCAUUAUAUAUAUAUUUUUUAAAGAGUUUGAAGCAACUGUUUGUCUUUAUAAGAUAAUGUAGUAAUUAUAUUGGUGUAGGUAACAGGACAUAUGUAAAAACUAUCAUCUUUGCAGAUUACUCUGCCUCCAAAUGCAGGGCCUUUCAGAGAUGCAUUGUGAUUGUAAUUACUGAGUUGAAGCUCCAACCAAUUUGAAUUUGUUUCUUAACCUUGAAAAAUCAUUAAAGCCAAGGUAUUAAAACCUUUGUGCAUUAAUACCUUCUAGGGGUUUGGUUCAUUUGGUUUUUGUCAUGUGCAAGGAAGGACAAUAGUCCUCUUUCCAAGUGUGUUAGCAUAGACUUCUCUAUAUGUUUCUACUAGACCUAGGGGAUGACGUCUUUUAAUAAUACUGGCCCUAAACAUGUAAAUAAUCUUGUAGGUGAGACUUUUUCUUUUGUGUUUCGGAAAUUUCCUAUGUGGCUUUCAGUUGUCUGUUUGUAUAGCCUGGAUUUUUUUGAGGUAAAUGAAACUUUCUCAUUUGUAUAUUUGGCUUGAUAUGGUCUUAAUAUUAUCUUUCCACGAAAUGGAUAUAUUUCUAGAAAAUAUAUAUUUACUACCAUAAUUUCUACCACCACCCCCAUUUUGCUCUGCAUUAUACACAGUAGAGAAGAACUGAAGACACUGCUGUGACAGUAUUGCAGUCCAAGGCAUCAUGUGCUCUUGGUGGGAUACUCUGAUUAUCAGCAUCAACAGUACUUUACUGAGCAAGACUUUGAAGGCCUGAGAAGAGAGCAAAGUUAUGGAAAGUAUUUAACUCUUAUUUUAUAUUGAACAAACAAGGUUUAAUCAUGUCAUACAUUUUUGGUUUUCUAAGCAGAGACUAAUACAAAUGCAGCCACAUAAAGGCAGUGUACUGGGGGUGGGAGGGAAGGAAACAAUCACAUAAAAUCAGCUGACUCAAAAUUGAGGAUAGUUAAUAGGUUGAAAGGGAAAAAGUAUGUUGAAAAUUUAGACAUAAAUGAACCAAGAAUAUUCCUUAUCUGGUGAUGAUUAAAGUUAGGAAAACAUACAUUUUUUAUUUUUUAAUUAGUAGCUGCUAUCAGAGACAUUAUAGCACAGUGGUUAUGAGCACAGAUUCCAAAGCCAGAUUACCUAGGUUCGGAGACCCGCUUCUCUACCUACUACUAAUAGUUGGGUCAUGUUGGGCCGGUGACCCAAAUUCUAGCCUUCAUUCACUCAUCUGUAAAAUGGAUAUAAUGAUAGUACCUACUUUAUAGGUUGUUAUGAGAAUUGAAUGAAAUGAAAGCCCUUAGUUUCUGACACAUAGUAAUCUUUUAUAUAAAUGUUAGUUACUAUUCUGAUAAUGAUGAUGCUGUUGGUUAUUUCAUCUUGCUUUGUCAUUAGGUUUGAUUCUGAAUACUAUACAAACUAAUUUUGAUUUCAAGAUCUUAAGUAAAGGUUUAUUUAUAGUACAUUGGAAAGCAUGUUUGUAGACAUGUAUUUUGUGUUUGGUUCCUCAACUUGCUUUGUAUAUAUUUUAUAAUACUAGGUUGAUAUAAAAGUAAAUGCAGUUUCGCCAUUUCAGUGGCAAAAACCGCGAUUUCUUUUGUGCCAACCUAAUGCUUAAGGAUAUAAUCUGUGUAUAUUGUAUUUCAGAUUCAUAGCAACCUAAUAACAAGGAUUUACAAAAGGGUUUUUACUUCCCUACUUUUUUUUGGCUGAAGGAAGGUUUUUGUAUUGACUUGGUUUAACUUACAAAUCAGAACUUUGAAACCAAGAAACAUUAUCCUUAUUUCUCUGCUAUAUAAUAGUAAACCUGUUUUUUUCCAGUGUUCUUUUUUUUUUUUCCAGAGAAUUGGGACUGAAUAGUAUGAAAGUGAAAAUGGAAAUAAAUUAAUUAUUAAUCAUCAUCAUAUCAAUAAUAUUGCCUACUUGAGCUUAUUGUAUACUAUAGAAAAUUGACAUAUACUUAAUUUUAUUCUCCAAAAGCAAAAACUCCUCACAGGAGGUUACUUUACAGAUUUAUUUUGGAGAACAAGUGAAUAGGCACUGGGGUUAUGUGCAGCUCUGGGGACUGUGCUAUGAUCUAAAGCCUCUCAUAUCUGUGCAGCAACCUGGGGUGAGUCACUGUCACUAACAUGGAACAGAUGCCAGGUAGUCCCUUUGGACAAAAGGAUGAGGCCCAUCCAUGUAGAAAGCAUCUUAAUCAGUGACUGUCUUAUGGGCCCUCUUUGUUUCCCAUCUGUUUUAUUAUCAGAAUAUAUAAUUUUCCCCCAAGUUUUCAUCUUGAAUCUCUCAAACCUACAGAAAAUUUGAAAUUUGACAGUAAGCACCUGUAUAUCCUUCCUCUAGUUUGUCUUAUUGUUGACAUUUUAUCAUGUAUGCUUUAUAGACAGGAUUUUUCCUGAACCAUUUGGAAUAUGCAUAUACUUCAUCCCUCAGUUCCCAGCAUGUACCCUAAGAAUAAAGAUUUUCUUCUGCAUAA
Molecule: messenger RNA, 6019 nt
Organism: Homo sapiens (human)
Lineage: Eukaryota; Metazoa; Chordata; Mammalia; Primates; Hominidae
Gene: WDHD1
Product: WD repeat and HMG-box DNA binding protein 1
Exons: 26
Coding region: 89-3478 (1129 amino acids)
Biological process (GO): DNA-templated DNA replication
Cellular component (GO): nucleoplasm
Molecular function (GO): nucleic acid binding; DNA binding
Source: RefSeq, marked reviewed